Colletotrichum lupini is the source of this 426-nucleotide messenger RNA. RefSeq lists its product as uncharacterized. NCBI's taxonomy places the organism in Eukaryota, Fungi, Ascomycota, Sordariomycetes, Glomerellales, Glomerellaceae. The transcript has a single exon. The record is from RefSeq and is a predicted model, not a curated record. Bases 1 to 426 code for a protein of 141 amino acids.
AUGUGCCACGAGCCCGAUGAGCCUGCCAAUGCCACGGGAAUUUACCAAGCUUUCCGGCGAAAUCUUGGAUGCACGACACCCGAGCGAGAAAACGACCGCACCAUCAGCAACAUGACUGCCCGCACGCCCCAGAUGCAGCUACAGACCACAAUGACUCUUUCGAGUUUUGAGCCAUCAUCCACGCUGGAACUCUCCACGUUUGGUCACAGUUAUUCCAGACUCAAUCAGACCACCGUGUUCGCCUCCCCAGACGAUCGCGACAACCCCGGCAGUUCAAGGACGAGUGGUCCCCCGAAAAGCCCCAGAUGCGGAGGGUCGAAUGGGGUGCUUGUGUUCGGACGCCAGGCCGAGAUUAGGAAGGACUCUGCAAGUGGUGUCCUGGCUCGGCGGGAUCAGGCCAAGAUGCCAGUAGGACUUCUUGCAUAG